Molecule: messenger RNA, 924 nt
Organism: Aspergillus puulaauensis
Lineage: Eukaryota; Fungi; Ascomycota; Eurotiomycetes; Eurotiales; Aspergillaceae
Product: DUF1769 domain-containing protein
Exons: 3
Coding region: 1-924 (307 amino acids)
Source: RefSeq, a predicted model, not a curated record
AUGCCAGGAUCAGAAAAGGCAUCCAGAUACCGCCUUAAAGUCACCGCAGGCCCCGACUACGACCCCGCAACCCACCAAGACGUCUCAGUAAACGAAGACCAAACACUAUACAUCUCAAACUCGCAUGCAUCUACAAACCUCGCCGUCCGAAUCCAGAACUACACUGGCUUCCCCGAUGGCGCCCCCAGAACCAACACCUACUUCACACAUCCCUCACACCAUAAAGACCAAUACUCGAUCUCAUUUGCAAUCUCCUUCACCAAACCCAUAAACGGGGACGACCUUCUCUUUGGCAACGACUUCGACAACCCCAUCCGCGACAGACUCCCACCGGGGUUUGGUGCCGCCCUCCGUCUCGUCCAGUGGACGAUCGACCCCUCUCUUGAUGGCGAUGCGCAUGCCGAUAAACCGUAUCUAUAUAGUCCGGCAUUGGCGACGUGGAAUUCUCUACGGGUCGGGAGGCAGAUAGGCAGGGUAGAAGGUGGUGGUAAGUUGCCGGAAGUGCAUGGGUUGGUUGUUGAGGAGGGUGAGGACGAUGGGGUUUGUGUUCGUGAGGAAUUGGGUGUACCCGGCGAAGUUGCGGCCAGGCGAUCGCAUUUCCACAGCGAGGACAAGAGAAAGGAGUGGGAGUUUGAGGUGGGGAGGGUGUAUUUUGCGGAUUUUGGGAAUCAGUACUUGGAUUUUAAUGACUUUACCCUUCGUCUUCCCGGGUUCAAUAUCAAUGCACUGCAUUAUAUUGAUGAGAAGACGCAUUCCCUGCGUUAUGUACUGAAGAACAGAACGACAGGUGAUGUUUAUCUGGUUGUUCUGUUCACUUUGGUUCACGAUAGCGAGGAUCAGAAUCCUGUAUCUGGACAACCAGGGAAAGUCAAGGGGGGUAGGUUUGACUGGGAAGAGGAACCGUCUGCUGCUGAUGUCGAGUAG